AUGUUACGCGAAAUAGUCCAAAUUUGGUUGAUUAAGCAAACAAUCAAGUGGCUUUUCAGUCGUGAAGCAUCACUGUCUGAGUCACGCCGACAAAAACUUCUCAAAAAUGGGAACGCAACACAACUGGACCGAAUUGCGAUCGAGUUGCUGGAUACGGAACGUUGUUACGUGAACGAUCUCAAUGAUAUCAUUCAAGGUUAUUUGAAUUUCUUCAUCGACCAUCGCGAAGAGUUCCAAAUGACAGUGGACGAUGUGUCGAACACAUUCGGCUGUAUCGAGCGCAUUUUCAUCUUCAACAGACGCCUUUAUCAUCAACUCGAUGCAGCGCUUCUCAACAUGGCCAAAUGUUUCAUUGACAAUAUGGACGGUUUCAAAGACUACGUUACCUAUUGUACUAACUAUCAAAAAAUGGUUGAUACAUUAUCGGUUCUGAUGAAGAACAACAUGGUGGUUGAGACUCUCGCCUUACGGCAGACCAUCUUGGGACAUUCGUUGCCGUUAAGCGCCUAUCUUCUCAAGCCCGUUCAACGGGUUCUUAAAUACCAUCUCUUUAUGGAGAACAUUCUGAAGCAUGCAAAUGACGCUCGUGAUGUAUCUGAUACGGACCGUGCGUUAAUCUCCGAGGCGUUACACUGCAUGACGAAACAAGCCGAGAAGAUCAACGAGGAGAAGAAACGCGUAGAGCACUGGGAACGAGUGAAGGAACUGCAGAGUGCGUUGCAUCGAUGGUGCAGUGACGACGGCGAGGAUCUGUCCAGAUACGGUGAUCUGAUUCUUGAAGGAACCUUCAAGCUGGCUGGUUCAAAAACAAAUCGACAAUUGUUUCUGUUCGAAGAAAUGUUGAUGAUUGUCAAGGAACGAAAUGGUGCACUCAUAUGCAAAGAUUACAUCAUGUGUUCGAAUAUCAUGCUGAAUGAAUCGAUUUCUGUGGAUCCGUUGGCAUUUCAAGUUCUCUCGUUCGAUAAUCCUAAAGUACAAUACGCCUUCUUGUCGACAAGCAUCGAACAAAAACGCCAGUGGAUGAAAGAACUGAAGCGAAUGAUGUUGGACCAUUAUACUGUUGAGAUACCGGAACGAACCAAACUGUUGAUGUUGAAUAUGGACACUACAAAUCCGAAAUCUUUCGUUAUCAAUCCUGAUCACGGUGAAACUGUUUUAGAUGGGACCGUCUACGGUGGAAAAGGUGUGAAAAAAAUUCCGAAGUAUUUGGAGAAAAGGCGCNUGUUGAUGCAAAUACCACUGUGCGCAGAUCGCAGCGACGUGAUCGUAGCAAUUCAAGGACACGAUCAACAUCUAGAGUUUCUAAAGCGGUUAGUCGUUUGA
Messenger RNA from Anisakis simplex (herring worm), 1323 nucleotides. The record is from the annotation of a GenBank genome assembly. NCBI's taxonomy places the organism in Eukaryota, Metazoa, Nematoda, Chromadorea, Rhabditida, Anisakidae.